Messenger RNA from Plasmodium malariae, 1770 nucleotides. RefSeq names its product translation initiation factor eIF-2B subunit beta, putative. The record is from RefSeq and is a predicted model, not a curated record. Lineage: Eukaryota; Apicomplexa; Aconoidasida; Haemosporida; Plasmodiidae. Gene Ontology annotation, cellular component: eukaryotic translation initiation factor 2B complex. Gene Ontology annotation, biological process: translational initiation. The coding region runs from base 1 to 1770 and encodes 589 amino acids. Gene Ontology annotation, molecular function: translation initiation factor activity; guanyl-nucleotide exchange factor activity. The transcript has a single exon.
AUGGAUUUGCAAAUCAAAAAUAAUGUUUAUGAAGAAGUUAUAAAGAUAAAAAAUAGCGCAAAUUCAAACUAUGAUUUAAAUGAUGUCACAAGUAAAAACAUAAACGUCAAAAUUAACACCAGUUAUAAUAGUAAAAACGAAUGUAAGAACACAGAUGAAACAAUUUUACAUAAAAAUGUAGACGAUACUACGGUAAAUAAAAACAGCGCAAAAAAAAAGGAUAUAAAUUACCCUUCAGAAAUAAAUAAUAAUAGUAAAGAAAUUCGUACGAAUAACGAUAUUGAUAAUUAUUAUGAACAAUCAAAUAUUAAUAAAGAACAAAAUGUGAAAACGAAUGUAGAAGACGUGCAUAGAACCACGAAUAAACCCUAUGUAAAAAUUGAAACCAUAUAUAAUAACGUAGAAGAUAAUAAUAAUAAUAAUAAUAAUAAACACCGCUGUAGUAGUAAUUCAAAGCAAAAGAGAGAUGAAAAAAAAUUGUUCCCUAUAGAAGGUAACCUAACGACAGAUACGAAGGAAUAUUUAAAGAGCAGCGGAUGUAAUGAUAAUGAAAGCAAUAAGGAGGAAAUAAUAUUUGAGAAAAAAAAAAAAAAAAGUGAAAAAUUAAAGAAAGAAAGACAAAAAGAAAUAAUUGUUGCGUACUGGUUAAAGGGUAUUGUAAAUAUACUAAACGCAGGAUUUAAAAAUGGAGAUAUUAAAGGAAGUAAUUUAAUAGGAAAAAAGAUUGCGGAAGUUCUUAAAAAAGUGGUAGAGAUAUCAAAUUGGAAUAGUGUGCAUGAUUUAAUUGAAAUAAUAAAAUUUUUAGGAAAAGAAAUUAUUAAAGAUAAUAAAAUGUUUUUUAUUAUACCGAAUAUUAUAAGAAGAGUAUUAGCUAUAAUACGAACAGAACAUUUCAAACAAUUGUAUUUGUAUAAUAAUAAUUAUAUAGAUACAUUAAAUAAAAAUAAUAAUGUAAUAAUUGAUGACUUGACAAGUAAAAGUGUAAAUAAUAGUUUCUUAUAUGAACGAGAAAUUAUAAAUUUUGAAAACUCUAUUUCCUUUUAUUUUGAAAACAAAUCAAAACAGAACACUUAUAAAAUACCAGCAACAAAUACAUUGAAACAUUCUAUUAUAGAAGGAAUAACCGAAUUAAUUGCAGAAAUUGACACAUCAUGGGAAGAGGCUGAACAAAGAACUUCAUAUGACUUGUUCAUGGAAAAUGAUGUUAUUUUAACUAUGGGAUAUUCUGUAGGUGUUGAGAAAUUUUUAAAAACAAUUAAUAAAAAAAAAGACGGAAUAUCAGUUAUAGUUGUUGGUGGAGAUAUAAAUAGAAAUGGUUUUCGUAUGGCACAGUUACUAAGUGAAGAUGGAGUAGAUACAACAUAUAUACCCGACUCUGCUGUUUUUGCAGUUAUACCAAAAGUAACAAAAGUUGUUUUAGGCUCAGUAGCUGUUUCAUCAUCUGGUGGUGCAAUAACAAAAAUUGGUGGGUACAAUAUUGCAUGUUCGGCUCAAUUUAAUUCCAAACCUGUGACAAUUGUAUUACCAUUAUUUAAAUUAAUCUAUGAUCCUUUAUAUGACCCAUUAAGGCAAAAUGAAUUGCAACCAGGUCCAUCUAUGAUUUAUAAUGGUGCGGAAAAUGUAUUCGUUCGAAUCCCUAAAUAUGAUUACAUUCCUGAACAUUUAAUAACAUUAUACAUAACUGAAAUGGGACCCGUUGACUCUUUUCAGUUAUACAAUAUCACAAAAAAAAAAUAUCACCCAGAUGAUUUAGAUUUGAGUUUUGAUUAA